AUGCUGCGGAAUCAAGGGGUUAAAUUGCAACUGAAAAGUCAGAUGAAAGGGUUAACCCUGUUCAUUACGGACUUACGUAAUUCCAAAGAUCAAGAAGAAGAAUAUAAAAAGAUGAAUCUUGAAAUCAACAAUAUUCAAGCAAAAUUUGAUACUAAUCUUAAUGGAACUCAAAAGAAGAAAUAUGUUAGUAAAUUGAUUUAUAUUUAUUUAUUAGGAAAUAGUGAAUUAGUUAAUUUUGGUUUAAAAGAAUCAUUUGAAUUACUUCGAUCUUCAGUUUAUUCAGAGAAACAACUUGGAUAUUUGGCUGUUUCGAUAUUGGCAAAUAAUCGAGAACAUAAACCACUUAAAGACCAUAUGAAUUAUAUUCUUGAAUUGGUUCAUGAAGAUUUGGUUCGGGAUUUACAAUCUCAAGAUGAAGAAUUUAAUUGUUUGGCUGUACAAUUCAUAUCUACUGUUUUUAAUGUUAAUAAUUCCAAAACUAUUCAAAUUUUGGAACUGGAUCCAAAUUCAGAGAAAUGGUUAGAAUUGAUAGAUAUGGUAUAUGCUUCAGUUACUUCCCCUAUUCAAAAACCAAUCAUGAGAAGGAAGGCAUCAAUUGCAUUAAAAGUAUUAUUUGAAUUAUAUCCCGAUGUAAUUAUCACGAAUAGUAAUUGGAUUCUUCGAUUACUUAAAUUAAUAGAUGAUAAUGAUUUAGGUACUGUUAUUUCAAGUAUUCCAGUAUUACAACUUAUAUUACGUCUCAAACCUCAAUUUGUCAAAUCAAUUGUCCCCUCGAUAGCUCAGAAAUUAUAUAAUAUAGUUGUUGACAAUAUGUGUCCUCAAGAAUAUUAUUAUUAUAAUUUCCCAGCACCUUGGUUAAUCAUCAAAUUAUUACAAUUCAUAGAACAAUUAUUCUUAUUAGAUGACAAUGGAACCCCUGUGCUUACGAUUCAUAUUCUUGAUGAACAGACAAUUGGUCAUUUACGUCAAGCUGUAGCUACAUCUAUUCAUAAUGCAACCCAACCUAUAAAAGGAUUACCCAAUCGAAAUUCCCAAAGUGCAAUCCUAUUCCAAGCAGUUUCGCUUGCAGUAUUUUUAGAAGCAGCACCAGAAGCAAUUCAAGGUGCAAUGAACGCGUUAUUAAUGUUAUUAAAUUCCCCAGAAACAAAUACAAGAUAUCUUGCCCUAGAUGCAUUGAUUAAAUUAACAGCAAGACUGGAUUCCACAUAUUUAUCAUCCAAGGAUAAAUUUGACGAAAUUCUUCAUAUUAUGAUUAGAUUAAUUCAUGAUAAAGAUAUUUCCGUCCGAAGAAAAGCACUUGAUUUAUUAUAUACAGUAUGUGAUUAUAUCAAUUAUGGCACUAUCAUAAGUACAUUAUUGGAUUAUUUCCCUAAGGCUGACCUAUCUUUGAAAUCAGAAUUAGCUAUCAAGAUUGCUCUUUUGGCAGAACGAUUCGCCACUGAUUCGACUUGGUAUGUUAGUACCAUGCUUAAAUUAUUGUCUAUUGGUGGUAGUGCUUCGAGUUCUGGGAUGGGAUAUAUUGGAAAUGAAAUCUGGGAACGGGUGGUUCAGAUCGUGGUGAAUAAUGGCGAUUUACAAAAGAAGACAUGUAAGUUGAUUAUCAACUUAUUAAAGAAACCAUAUUCCCGGAACCCUGAAGAUAAUAAAUCACCCGCACCACCACCAUUUUCCGAGAAUUUGGUAAAAGCCGCAGCGGUCAUAUUAGGAGAAUUUGGAGAACAAGUUAAUGAUAUUGAAGAAAUGAGUGUUGAAAUUCAAUUUCAAUUAUUGUUGGAUGCAUAUUUUAAUGUUUCUCUCUUGACUAGAGCAAUGUUAUUAUCGACAUUUUUGAAAUUUGUCGUCAAAUUCCCCGAUGAAGAAUUCGUGCCUGAGAUUGUUGAUUUAUUUGAAAUUGAAACUCAAUCUAUUGAUUUGGAAAUACAAACUCGUGCUUAUGAAUAUCUUAAAUUAGUAACCACUGAUUCUGAUUUCACACUUGCCAAAAAUAUCAUAAAACCAUUACCGGUAUUUAAUCAGCAGGAAAGUCCAUUAUUGAAUAGAUUAGGGAGUGUGAGUAGGAUCGUAAGUUUAAAUCGAUCAAGAUCGUUGGUUUUGGCUAAAAAUAUCCAUUCUAAAUCAAAUGGUAAACACGAAGAUUCCGAAGACACAAACCCAUUUGAUGGAGAAGCAACCAAUAAGAAAUCAUCAACAACUACAUUAUCAUCAAAUUGGUAUGUGGGAUAUCAUAGAAUGCUUCAUUAUGAUAUGGGGAUAUUUUAUGAAGAUCAAUUAAUCAAAAUCACAUACAGAGUAAUCAAGAAUGGACCAAGUAUAGACCUAAUUUUCACAAUCAUCAAUAAAGCUUCCAAAACUAUCGGAACGGAUAUAACUGGAUUUAAUGUUCUUAAUUUAGAAUCAUUAACCAAACAAGAAGAUCCUAAUUAUACAUUACGUAUCAAAACCGUCCCCGAAGCAAACAUCUAUGACAAAACUACGAUGGAAAUUGAAAUAAAAGUUCGAAAUAUCGUCGAAAAUCAUGAAAGCCCAGUCCUUUCCAUGACAUAUAUGUGUGGAGGAUCUUUCAAUCAUCUAAAUUUGAAAUUCCCCGUAUUGUUAAUCAAAACAUUAGCACCUACUUCAUUAACCGGAAUAGACGAGUUUACGAAAAGAUGGACCCAGAUUGGUGAACUUUUGGGUGUUGAUAAGGGACAAUAUAAAUCUCAGGUCCAUCUUUCUCAUCGACUUAAUGCGUCUAAUAUUUCUAGACUUUUGACAAGGCUUGGAUUUGCCAUUGUUGCGAUUUCACCGGAUACUCCAGAUACGCAGAUCUAUGUGACUGGUGCUGGGAUUUUACAUACUCAGAAAUCGAAUUAUGGGGUAUUGGUUUCGAUUAGCGGGGAGGAUGCGAUUGGGAAAGAGUUGUUGGUGACUGUUAGAUGUACUGGUGGUGGAGUUUCUGAAAUGAUUUGUAAUACCUUAUGUGAAAUAUUUAAAGGGAAAUUAUAA
This is a messenger RNA of Hemisphaericaspora subhashii, 2985 nucleotides long. RefSeq lists its product as uncharacterized. The coding region runs from base 1 to 2985 and encodes 994 amino acids. The transcript has a single exon. Gene Ontology annotation, molecular function: clathrin-cargo adaptor activity; calcium ion binding. The record is from RefSeq and is a predicted model, not a curated record. Lineage: Eukaryota; Fungi; Ascomycota; Pichiomycetes; Serinales; Debaryomycetaceae. Gene Ontology annotation, cellular component: membrane coat; AP-2 adaptor complex; membrane. Gene Ontology annotation, biological process: intracellular protein transport; homophilic cell-cell adhesion; clathrin-dependent endocytosis.